AUGGUACUUAUUUAUGUUGAUGACAUAAUAGUUACAGGAAAUGCAGAAGACGAAAUUGAUAAGCUAAAACUCAUACUUGGUCAUCAAUUUGCCAUGAAAGACCUGGGAGAACUAAAGUGUUUUUUGGGCAUAGAGGUUGAGCGCUCAUCUAAUGGAAUGAAGAUUACUCAGCAGAAAUAUGCUCUUGAUCUUCUAAAAAGAUUUGGUUUGAAUGACUGCAAACCUGCACCUACCCCUAUGGUUCUUGGACAGCAAUUAUCACAAAAAGAGAGUCACCCUGUCAAACAUCCAGAGAAGUAUAGAAGUCUUGUGGGAGCACUUCAAUAUCUCACUUUUACACGCCCAGAUAUAACAUUUGCUGUAAACCAAGUAUGUCAAUUCAUGCAUGAUCCUCGUGAGUUUUUUAUUCAAGCUGCCAAGAGAAUUCUUCGUUAUGUGAAAGGAACAUUAGCAGAUGGGCUUUUUUUCCCUACUGUCAAAAGGCAACCUAAUCUAGUUGCUUACUCAGAUGCUAACUGGGGCGGAGAUCCUGAUUCAAGGAGAUCAAUUAAAGGUUUUAGUGUCUUCUUUGCUGGUUCACUUAUCUUAUGGAGUAGCAAGAAACAAAGAACAGUUUCUCGAUCAAGCGCAAAGCAAAAAUCUCGUGCAAUGUCGGAUGCAACAGCAGAAAGAACUUGGUAUCGUCACCUUCUCUCUGAGCUGGGUAUAAAGCCUAAUGGUCUAACUCUACUUUGUGAUAACCAGAGUGCUAUAAAGCUGGCUUCAAAUCCACUCUUUCAUGCACGAAGCAAACACAUUGAAUUGGAUUGUCACUUUGUGCGAAAAAAAAAGGUAGAAGAUUCGCUAAAUUGUUGA
This is a messenger RNA of Zingiber officinale, 855 nucleotides long. RefSeq lists its product as uncharacterized. The coding region runs from base 1 to 855 and encodes 284 amino acids. NCBI's taxonomy places the organism in Eukaryota, Viridiplantae, Streptophyta, Magnoliopsida, Zingiberales, Zingiberaceae. The record is from RefSeq and is a predicted model, not a curated record. The transcript has a single exon.